AUGGAGGAUGAUGAUGCUGAGGAGAGUGAUGACUUUGAGGAGGAUGAGUACGAAGAGGAGGAUAAUGAUGAGGAUGAAGCUGACCAGCAUGAGGAGAAAGAAUACACAGAGGAGGAUGAAGCCAGAGGAGGCUCCUCUGUGCCACUCAAGCAGCUGCCCUUUAAAUGGAGCUCUGACCUCACCAUCCACCGCCGCACCCACACUGGUGAGGAGCCCUUCAGGUGUGAUACCUGUGGCAAGAGGUUCAGCCAGGGCUCUCAUCUCAGGCGACACCACCUCACCCACACCACUGAGAAGUCCUCUACCUACAAGGACUGCGGCAAGACAUUCACUCACAGCGCCACCCUUCGCCAGCACCGCAGUGUGCAUGGCACUGAGAAGUCCUUCAGGUGCUUGGAUUGCGGCAAGAAAUUCAAACACAGCUCCAGCCUCAGCAUCCACCGCCGCAUCCACACCGGAGAGCAUCUGUUUCCCUGUGCUGCGUGCGGCAAGAGCUUCACCACGAGCACUUUGUACAUUCGACAUCAACUCACCCACAGCUGUGAGAGGCCGUACAGCUGCGCCCACUGCGGCAAGAGCUUCACCGAGAACUUUACCCUCAUCCGGCACCGUCGUGUGCACAGCAAAGAGAAGGCUCACCUGCCCUGA
Messenger RNA from Dryobates pubescens (Downy woodpecker), 648 nucleotides. Its product is annotated as zinc finger and SCAN domain-containing protein 2-like. The transcript has 2 exons. The record is from RefSeq and is a predicted model, not a curated record. Gene Ontology annotation, cellular component: nucleus. Bases 1 to 648 code for a protein of 215 amino acids. NCBI's taxonomy places the organism in Eukaryota, Metazoa, Chordata, Aves, Piciformes, Picidae.